Danaus chrysippus (African queen) is the source of this 1254-nucleotide messenger RNA. NCBI's taxonomy places the organism in Eukaryota, Metazoa, Arthropoda, Insecta, Lepidoptera, Nymphalidae. The record is from the annotation of a GenBank genome assembly.
AUGGAGCUGGAAGAUGUGGAAAUUUUCGGCAGCGGCAAUUACUCGUACAUUGACAACGGAACAUUUAAUGGGACUUACGAAAACUGCCCGAACAUAAACCUGCCUAUAGUGUCUGUAGUCACGCAGAUUUUAUAUGCACUAGUGUGCGUUGUUGGACUCCUCGGAAACACUCUCGUUAUCUAUGUAGUCUUGCGCUACUCUAAAAUGCAGACCGUUACAAACAUGUACAUAGUCAAUCUAGCUAUAGCAGAUGAAUGUUUCUUGAUUGGAAUACCGUUCCUGAUUGUAACGAUGUCUCUACGCUCUUGGCCAUUCGGAAGUUUUAUGUGUAAGGCUUAUAUGAUCUCUACGGGAAUAAAUCAAUUUACUAGUAGCAUAUUUCUUUGUAUCAUGAGUGCUGAUAGAUACAUAGCGGUAUGUCACCCAAUAGCUGCGCCAAGAUUACGUACACCGUUCGUAUCUCGUGUCGUAUCUGCAGCAGCCUGGACUGCUUCAGCUCUGGUCAUGGCUCCAAUAUUCAUGUACACGACUCUCAUAAAAACUGAAAACAGCUUAUCAUGUAAUAUUGUUUGGCCAGAGAAGGAAUUCAACAAAGGACAAACAUCAUUCACUUUAUACUCUCUGGCACUAGGUUUCGCUGCACCGCUAACACUCAUUUUUGUAUUUUAUUGCCUAGUCAUUCGGAAACUAAAAACAGUUGGGCCAAAAAAUAAAUCAAAGGAAAAGAAACGCUCACACCGGAAAGUAACUAAGCUAGUCUUGACUGUCAUUGCAGUGUACGUACUGUGCUGGCUUCCCUACUGGGCUUUUCAAGUUGCCCUGAUUUAUUCCCCACCAACGGAAUGUGCAAGUCGUAUAACAAUUACAGUUUUUCUAGUUGCUGCAUGUUUCAGCUAUAGCAAUUCGGCAAUGAACCCAAUUCUCUAUGCUUUCUUAUCAGACAAUUUUAAGAAAAGCUUUCUGAAAGCGUGCACCUGUGCAGCGGGAAAAGAUGUCAAUGCUACCUUACACGUUGAAAAUAGCAUGAUACCUAGAAAAAAAGGGGGAAGUGCUGCCCGAGCACAAUCUAGAGCUCUAGCAGAAGCCAGGGGUCUGUCAGCUCACGUCGACGGUCCAGGAGGGUCUCGAUCCGAAGCGUCUACUGCUAUAACAUCACGGUCUGUGGCCGCGAGUGAAGCAUUGCACAUGGAUAUUCGGCCUUCUACUCUCACACCACUGAUAGCUCCUAAUGGUCUCUCGCACACGCGUCUCUGA